AUGUCGUCUACACCUUAUGAUCAAGUCAUCAUUGAUAUCAAGAACUAUGUAUUUGAUUAUCACAUUGGUGAUGAGGAUGUCUUCAAUUGCGCGCGGAUGGCGCUCCUCGAUGCCAUGGGAUGCGCUAUCGAAACGAUCUCUUCGAGUGCCGAGUGUGGCAAAUUGUUGGGGCCAUUUGACUCAAUUACAGUCAAUCGGAAUGGCUUUAGGUUGCCUGGCACUUCAUAUUUACUUGACCCAUUGAAAGGCGCUUUCGACAUGGCAACGAUUAUUCGAUAUCUGGAUCAUAACGAUGCGAUCGCGGGGGCGGAUUGGGGCCACCCUUCUGACAACCUAGGGGCUAUCCUAGCUGUGGCAGAUUGGCAGAGCCAUCGCAUUGCAAGGGGAGAUAUCGUCCAUACUGGUCCCAAAUUAACCAUGCGCACACUUCUCACAGCUAUGAUCAAGGCUUAUGAAAUUCAAGGGUGCUUUCUUUUACGAAAUGCUUUCAACAAACAUGGUUUAGACCACGUCAUUCUGGUCAAGUUAGCAUCUACUGCCGUAGUUGCUUGGCUUCUUGGCCUCACGGAAGAAGAAACAAUGGCUGCAAUAUCACACGUAUGGAUGGAUGGCCACCCUCUCCGCACUUACCGCCAUGGAACAAACACUAUACCUCGUAAGGGCUGGGCUGCUGGUGACGCUUGCAUGAGGGCGGUGCAGCUUGUGCUUUUUGCGCAAACAGGCCAGCCCGGAUCUAAGACGGUACUGACUGAACCAAGAUGGGGAUUCUACGAUACUCUGUUCGGGGGCCAGCCGUUUCAAUUUCCCAUACCGUACGAUAGUUGGGUCAUCAGAAAUACAAUCUUCAAAGUCAUGCCGGUUGAAGGUCAUGGGAUCGCAGCUGUACAAGCAGCCCUGCAACACGGUAACCUCAUGCGAGCCCAAGGCCUUUCCCCGGACAAGCACAUCAAGAGAGUCGAUAUACGAACGACAGCCGCAGCUAUCCUUAUCAUUGACAAACAAGGGCAUCUGCAUAAUGCUGCUGAUAGGGACCAUUGCAUGCAAUAUAUGGUUGCUUUGGCUUUACUCAAGGGUGCAGCUCCAGAGAGUAACGAUUACAAGAGCGAGAGCCCUUGGGCGUGUGAUGAACGGCUUUCGGAGCUUCGAUCUAAUAUCCAUCUAACAGAAGACAAAAACCUCACUAAAGACUAUCUGGAUCUGGAUAAGAAAAGCCUUGCAUCGGGGGUGACAAUCACGUUUACCGACGAUACCAUUUCGGAAGAAAUCUUUGUCGAGUUUCCUGUCGGCCAUGUCCAAAGUGCCGACACAAAGAAAAUGGUUCAAGAGAAGUUCAUAAAGAAUAUGAAGUUACAAUUCUCUACACAGGAGAUAGAGCGAGUGAUCAAGGCUGUGGAAAUGCCCGACCUGAUGAUUUCAGAGUUCUUGGGUCUUUUUGCUAAAGGCCGACACAAUAUCCAGAAGUUAUAA
Molecule: messenger RNA, 1467 nt
Organism: Bipolaris oryzae ATCC 44560
Lineage: Eukaryota; Fungi; Ascomycota; Dothideomycetes; Pleosporales; Pleosporaceae
Exons: 2
Coding region: 1-1467 (488 amino acids)
Molecular function (GO): 2-methylcitrate dehydratase activity; 2 iron, 2 sulfur cluster binding
Source: RefSeq, a predicted model, not a curated record